AUGAAGACCUUCAGCUCCAUCCUCAUCCUUCUCUUUGCCCUGCUCCAUUUGUCUCUCGCUGUUGAUCAGCCUCAUCGUUUCCCCGACCAGAAGCAGGUCGACAAGGACAACUAUGAGGCCAUGACCCUCGCUGCCGCCGAAAAGGGCGUGCAGCUGGUCCAUGGCAAGCGCUAUGCCUUCCGCGAGAAAUGGGCCCCAGCCUACGGCGAGUACCGCUGUCUCCCAGACUACUCGCACGUCCGCCUGGUGGUGGGCCAGUUUUUCCACAGCAACACUCGGUCUGGCCGGCAGGCCUUCGACGCCAAGGCGUUUGAGAUGAUCAGCGACGAGGCCGAUACCAGACUCGGUCAGACCCCGAAGGGCGGCAAGGUCAUGUCGCAGGUGGACAAUCUCUUCUGGGCCAACCACUACUACAACGAGAAGAAGGGGCAGUGGGUUCAUGUGAGCAAGUCCAGCAAGUAUGAGUUUUUGGGUGAAACCACUGCGACAGAUCAGUUCAUCGCCAACCAGGGUCUCGAGUAUGCGCGCAAGUGGCCCACGUACAACUUGCUUACCAACAACUGCAUGGAGUACACCAAGGAGGUGUGGAAGGACCUUAACUAG
Messenger RNA from Aspergillus clavatus NRRL 1, 603 nucleotides. RefSeq lists its product as uncharacterized. The record is from RefSeq and is a predicted model, not a curated record. Bases 1 to 603 code for a protein of 200 amino acids. The transcript has 2 exons. NCBI's taxonomy places the organism in Eukaryota, Fungi, Ascomycota, Eurotiomycetes, Eurotiales, Aspergillaceae.